Prunus armeniaca (apricot) is the source of this 1140-nucleotide messenger RNA. NCBI's taxonomy places the organism in Eukaryota, Viridiplantae, Streptophyta, Magnoliopsida, Rosales, Rosaceae. The record is from the annotation of a GenBank genome assembly.
AUGCACUUUUUCGACAGCAAACAUACGACAUUUGUCACGGAUAGGGGAUUAUACUGUUAUAACGUCAUGCCAUUCAGACUGAAAAAUACGGGAGCAACAUAUCAGAGGCUUGUCAACCGAAUCUUUGCCAAAUACAUCGACAGCAUCAUGGAGGUGUAUGUCGAUGAUAUGUUGGUAAAAAGUAGGAUAGCCGAGGAGCACCUACAUAAUUUGGCCCUUAUGUUCGGUAUACUAAAAGACUACUGGAUGAGACUAAACCCAUCGAAGUGCGCCUUCGGUAGAGGGAUCGAGGCAAAUCCUGAGAAAAUCAAGGCCAUACUUGACAUAGAGAGGCCGAAGACACAGAAAGACAUCCAGAGCCUCACCGGGCGUGUCACUGCCUUGACCUGCUUCAUUUCUAAAGCCACCGAUAAAUGCAUACUGUUCUUUAAAGCCUUAAAAGGAGGCAAACACCAUGUCACAUGGACUGCCGAAUGCGAUAAGACAUUUCAAGACUUAAAGAACUACAUGAGCAAAACACCUCUGCUGUCGAAACCCCUCCUAGGGGAGGUUCUGUUUCUUUACCUUUCGGUAUCCAGCACUGCCAUUAGCUCAAUAUUAAUACACAAACCAAAGAAGGCGGAAUUACCGAUCUUUUAUGUCAGUAAAGCACUGCAAAGUGCAGAGCUUCGGUACCCUCCCCUAGAACAGCUGGCCCUUGCUCUCGUUGUCUCAGCCCGAAAUCUCCGUCCAUACUUCCAAGCCCACGAAAUAACAAUUUUAACCAACCAACCGCUUCGGCAAGUACUCCAGAAACCCGAGACAUUCGGCCGAUUGGUCAAGUGGGCAAUCGAGCUAGUAGAAUUUGACAUACAAUUCAAGCCAAGACGUACUGAGAAAGGACAGGUCGUCGCUAAUUUCAUCUCCGAGCUCACACCUCCGAUAACACUCGAACCGGCAGAUUCACGAACUGACGCCACAGAGCCUAGGGUGCUGAGCGCAGGAUAUUUCAAUCCUUCAAUCCCGUUGUGGAUCCUGCAUGUCGACGAUUCGGCAAAUCAGCAAAGGUGCGGAGCUAGCCUUGUACUUACCGAAUGGGGUCAAGAUAGAGUAUGCCCUCCGAUUCAGCUUUCGAACGUCCAACAAAGAGGCAGAGUAUGA